AUGACGGACAAAAAAGACUUCAGAAUGAGUACCAAAGGGUUUAACUGGGUUUAUUCUGAUUAUUCGAAUCUCAUCCCCUAUCAUUCCCUACCAAUAUUUACAGGUGCUAUUCAAGCGUGUGUUUUCAACGAAGAUUCGAAUCAAGCCCAUCCUCAUGGUAAAACGGCGUGUUGUGGUAAAUCCGCAGAUCCCGAAUUUUAUUUCACAAAGACACAGAUUUGUUGUAAUGGAACUGUUCACAAUCGGCAUGGAAAACAAUGCUGCGACGGGGAGCUGUAUGAUCCAGAAAUAAGUAUAUGCUGUAAUAAUACCGUGCAUGAUAAAGAGAACAGAGUUUGCUGUGGCUCUAAGCUAUUCACAUCUGACACCCAUCCAGUUGUAUGUUGUGGCGGAAAAUUACAUAACAGCCAUCAAAGUUGUUGUGGCGGACAAGAAUUGUACGACGAGUCGUCACAGAUCUGUUGUGAAUACAAGGACUCCUUCAGCAUCGCCGAAAACAAAAACAGGGACUGCUGUCGUAACAGAUCAUAUGACAUAGAACACCAACAUUGUAUCAACGGGCAAGUCCUUGGCUUUAAAGAGGAGUUAUGUGGUAUAAACAAAUACAACACUUCAGAAAAGAAAUGCUGUGACAGGACACUGUACAACAUGCCUCAAUUUCUGCCGGACUGUUGUGGAUCAAAUUUGUAUGAUAUCAGUCAAUCACAGUGUUGCCUUGGAUCGAAAAAGGUCGUACCUCUUAAUCUGCAAUGUUGUGGAGAAGGCAAGUAA
Molecule: messenger RNA, 771 nt
Organism: Magallana angulata
Lineage: Eukaryota; Metazoa; Mollusca; Bivalvia; Ostreida; Ostreidae
Product: galaxin-like
Exons: 4
Coding region: 1-771 (256 amino acids)
Source: RefSeq, a predicted model, not a curated record